UUUUUUGUUGAUUCACAAGAGUUUUUACGCUCAUUAAAGAUAGACUCCCCCGCAUAUUCAGCUCUUGUUCUCAUAAAUUGAAAAAAUAGUUGUAGAAACCGAAAAUUCCUCAAUUAGAUUCUUACGUCCUGUGAAAUGUCGACUUACAUUGAAAUUCAAGAUCAUUUUACGUUUACUUGCCUCUAUGAUUGCAUCUGCCAUAUUCCGUCAUUUUGUCGCUUAAUGCAUCGUUCAAUUAGUUGGCCACUUUCGAAUGUAAGUAGUUCCACUUCUAUUUGAGAUGAAUCUUGAAAAUUCGUACAUGCGCACGAAAUAAAGAUGUUAAGCUCGUGUGGUGUUGGGGAUGCUCCUGCUAAGCGCUUCCAUGUUGGACAUCAACUGGAAUUGCGGUCACGGGGUCUCUCAGUUCCCGUAGUGGGCCUCGUUGGUGCACGCGGCUCUGCGCUGCAGCCACCCGCUCCAAUUACCAUACCACGAGUAGCUCCUGUAGUGCUUCGCACGAGUGCUGGAAGGACUACGGCUAAGAAUCCCGCCGAAUGUUUCCCGGUCAAGGGAUCGAGUAAGACUGCAGCAGCUAUUCCGUUUUGUACUGCGGGGACUACCACGGGACGGGACAACAACCACAACAUUAAUAAUUUUGAUGUAAUGCCGGUUGGGAAAGUAGGCAAUGCUGAUAAUAUCAAGGGUAGCGAUGCUACGGUGGAUGCGGCAUACCAGCAGUUGGUAGCAGAGAGUGAGGAAUUGCUAGGCCUACUGGCUCAUGCGGCUCGAGAGCACACCCACAGCUCUUUGGCCAUGCCUGGUGCCGGCAACUACGGCGCAGCAGGAGGUGUGCUCGCGCGUUCUCGGGCGGCCCGUGCGCGGCGACUGCGUCAAAGAAACGACCAAGAAGUACAACAAGGGAAUCAUGCCGAGCAGAGGGACAUCAAUGCACGGGAAAAUGCUUUUGAAGAGUCUGCGACUGCGAAAAAUAAGAGGGUCAAUAUAAUUUCUUCUCCUGUCCCAGCGAUGGGAGCAGAGGGGCUUUUCCCGCCAGAGAAGCUGCACGAGCUGCUGCAGCACUUGAGUGAGCAGGUGCUCGCGCAAGGUGCGAACCAUGUGCAAGCCGACGCCAGAAGUUUCUUGUCGAUUUUGAACGAAGGCGUGCACAGACUGGGUCGCAAGGUCGAGUCAGAACGUGAAGAAUUAGAGCGGGAGUUGGCGCGCCUUUCCCCGAGCGAGGUCGAAAAGCUAAAAGAACAACCUCUUGGACUACUUGGAGAGGCUUCUGGUGCAACUCCGAAUGAGGGGACCUCUACAACUACUAGGGUCGCUUUUCUCCAAGAUGAGCGACCCCAAGAAUUUUUCGAGGCAUUGCUGUUUUUGGAGGACUACCAGAGAAAACACAGCGACAGGACUCUCCCCUCCUUUGGGUUCGCCCUGCAGUCGGUGAAGGCCGCACGGCAAGGCGAGGAAGGUCAACAGGAUAUGGAAGGUGAGAAAAGAGGACGAGGGCGUGGUGAUAAGAUUCGAAGCGCCUUUGAGGAGGGACAAGCGGCUGCCUCCCCUUCAAGCGUAUCGAAGGAGGAAAAAGGCAGUGCUCUUCAGAUGAGCAUGUCCUCUAGUAUGAAAAAGAAGAAAGCAGGGCUGCAAACGGUAACGGGUGGAGCGUCUGCCACACGCGGUGUGCAGCACUUGCAAACAGAUGAUGCAUCGAAAAAAAUUCUCGCGCAAGGAAAAAUCUUGAAUAAGGAUUUUCGUCGCGAAGUAGCGGACCGCGUGAUUGGACGUCUCUCGUCUCCUUCUGCGGGCCAGAAAAUAGCUCCUGUAAGAGAAAGUCCAGCUGCGGGAGUGUCUCCACUGAGUGAAGAGACCAUAGUGCAGUAUCAGGAUGAUGGAGCGACUGAGGCGGAUGGUCCUCCAGCGGCUUUGUCGUCCGCGGGACAACAGCUUCCGCAAAAUAAAAAUGACGAAAGCUUCAGCACGGACCGUGCCAGUAUUGACCGAGCAGGGUCGUUGCGGAAUAAACUGCAAAUAAAAAGCGGCGAGAUGAAGAAGAAUGGUGACCCUGAUCCGGAACCGGUGAAGCAGGUUCAGAUGAAAGAGGCUCAUGUGUCUUCUGGAGUGCUCUAUGGACAUACCAGUUUCGCACCAGGUGCGCGUACCCAGUCGCCCCAGAGGGUCCAGGACGUUGUCAAGGAGCGACGCAGCCGCAGACAGAGCCAGAAGAGGCAAUCGAAGGGUGUUUCCUCGUGUGAACCUGCAAAUCCAGUGCUCGAUAUCGACAUGCUGUCCAGGCUGGACCGGGAGGCUGCCCUAGGCACCUCUGCCCUCGGCACCUCUGCUCUAGGCACCUCUGCCCUCGGCACUGCUUCGUUAGAGCCGUCGCGAUCUCAUCUGCUCGCUGAGGCUGCUGUAGAAGACGAUGAGGUAAAGGAGUUGGGCACGACUGAACGAGCAGAAGCGCGGUCGGUGCAUAUGGAGGAAAAGCUGCCGCCACAAGCUGCUGACAUGGAGAUCGAGCACGAAAUCGAGGAACCAACUGCGCGACAGCUGGCCCAAAUGGAGUUUUUAAGGCAGCAGCACGAGCAUCUCCGCGACGACCACGUGGCACUGGACAAGAAGGCGGUGCGGAGCAGCAGUCUCGGUUCUAAUACGAAUUUGGCGCACGCGUCCGACGUCCGCGAUGCCAUGCGAAAGUCGGCUAAUAUUAAGGCUCAAAGUAUCAAUUCAUUUCCAGCUGUCAUUUUUUCUGUUUCGCUCUUGGGCUUCUGAAGAAAUGAACCCAAGAAAUGAAUUGUUUUGAGCUCUAAUAAUAUCUUCUUUCCAUUGGACGACCUGCACGCAGAUAUCGAUCGCAAGGUGAGGCAGAUGCGGGACUGCGACAUCGAGCAUCCGACGCCCAUGCAGCUGUCAGCGAUGGGGCGCUUGCGCGUCAGUCACGACAACUUGUUGCAAAGCGGCACUUCUACCGGGUUAGGGCUCUUCACCUCUGCUUCAUCCUCACCCACAACGUCUAGAAACGGCGAUCAACGCUCACCAGGAAUAGAAGAAGUGCAGGAGCUGAGGGGGUCGGGUAUGGAGCGACCUCCGGCGCCAGCUCCAAGAGUGUCUACGGCCGUGGACGGGGUGCGCGGUCGUCGCUCGGUGGCGCGGCGAGAAGGCAGCGCAAUGUCUUCCGAGACCACGAACCAAGGUGGUGGUAAUACUACAAUUAUAUCUUCUGUGCAGGGUUUUGCAAUCGAAGAACCCACGAAGGGCGAGAUGGAGCAGAUGAAUCAGCUGAGUGCUGAGUAUUCACAAUUUUUAGACACGAAGACGAAGCAGCCGUGAAAAGCAGGAGACGUAGUUAUGAUACAGCAGGUAUACUUGCUCAUUUAUAAGUAGUCUUAGUCACAACUACAUAGUACAUCUGUAGUGUUUUUUUUGAACUUGAAGUAGACAAGAUCAAGAUCAACAAGAAAACUCGCACACGGGUACUAGGGACGAAGGGCCUCUCUUGAGUAUUUUGCUUAUAAUGACAAGACUAAGAAAGAUGUAGAUAGUGAUCUCAUAAUAUCUUCGAGGAUCUGUGAGACAUGUUCUGUAGAGCGAUCCUUGGAGAUUUUUUCAAAAUUUCGUUUUGCUUGGAUGAUGUUUGUGUGAGGUUGGACUUAGGCGCAGUACUUGUGUGGACUCGGAGAGUUACCACAUGACAUCAUGAGACGAACAAAUGCUGUAGUUGCAGAUUGUGCAGCACUAACUUCUAUGAGUUAGUACAACGAACGGAAGAUCGAAAAUUGAACUUGAGACCUGCAGCGGUCAGUAGUUGGACGCGCGACAAUUUCUCCUGAAAUGAAAUUGGAAAUCGACCUUGCACCUCUGCGUAAACAAGAGAGUAACUUUCCCGCUCAGCUUGCUUCAUCAUGCUGCGAAAACAGAAGCUGUAU
Molecule: messenger RNA, 3908 nt
Organism: Amoebophrya sp. A25
Lineage: Eukaryota; Dinophyceae; Syndiniales; Amoebophryaceae
Source: the annotation of a GenBank genome assembly